Molecule: messenger RNA, 581 nt
Organism: Anopheles merus
Lineage: Eukaryota; Metazoa; Arthropoda; Insecta; Diptera; Culicidae
Exons: 1
Coding region: 8-502 (164 amino acids)
Biological process (GO): vacuolar proton-transporting V-type ATPase complex assembly
Cellular component (GO): extrinsic component of endoplasmic reticulum membrane
Source: RefSeq, a predicted model, not a curated record
UUGGACGAUGGAAAACGCGUCCAAGGAGGAACUGUGCGAGCUGAUGGACAAACUGUUGCUCAACUCGCUCGACCUGAUCGAGCAGGACGUUCGGCUGAGCCAGGACAUUGCGCGCCUCACCACCGAGGGCCAGAUGGAGCUGGCACACACCCGCUUCACCAAGGGCCCGAAUGCGGUCAGUGCGGUGCAGCUGCCGACGGAGGACUACAAACCCUUCCAGGCACUGGCCACGGUGCAGGUGGAGGAAGCGGUCGAAGACGACGCGGGCGCCAUCCAACAGCGUACGCUGGAGCGGCAUCCGGUGGGCGACGGGGAGGACGGAGCAUCCCGCAUCGAUCCGAGUGCGUGGUUCGGGAUUUUGCGGCCACCAUCCCUGAACAAUGCGAAGGAACGGUUUGCCCGCUCGCUGGACACGAUCGUCGAGCGGGCCAACGUGCGGGUGCGGUUGAGCAGCUACCUAAACAUGUUCGGGCUGCUCGAGAAGCGUAAAACGGAGCUGUAGGUGUGUGGAAGUGUCCCGGUGUAUGUACAUUUCAUGUUAUUAGUUUCAAUAAUUCCCCGUAAUAAAUAUCUAAAAAUUA